AAAUAUGGCGCCGCCCAGCGCCGAGCCACCGUUUCUCAACCCCCCUGGCAAGCAGGGGAAAGAGCCGCCCGCCUUUCCGUACAAAAUAUGGCGCCGCCCUGCGUUGAGCCGGCGCCUAGCGGCUAAGAGCAGCCUCCUCCUUCCCGACUCUGAGGAGCGGCCGCUCUGGCCUGUGCCCACUAGAGCUGGGCUGGGAGGACCGCCCGCGGCGUGGCGAGGGAUGCGGCCUCGGAGGGGCAGAGGCUGAACCGCCCCUGCCGCCUGCGCGUAGUUCCCGCCUGCCCCGCGGCGCCGGCCCCCACCUGACUCACGGCGGGAGCGGCUGAAGGGAGAACGCCGACUCCGCGGCAGGAAAGUGAAUAAACUUAAUUGAGAAUGUCUGAAAACCUUGACAAGUCCAAUAUAAACGAAGCAGGAAAAUCAAAAUCAAAUGAUUCUGAGCAAGGCCUUGAAGAUGCUGUGGAAAGUUCUGAUGAAGCUUUACAGAAAAAAAUAAAGUCGGGCUCUCCUAGCCCCCAAAGAGUACAAAGACCUCACUCUAGUCCUCCUCGAUUUGUGACAGUAGAAGAACUUCUAGAGACAGCAAAAGGAGUCACUAACAUGGCUCUAGCCCAUGAAAUUGUAGUAAAUGGAGACUUUCAGAUUAAACCAGUUGAAUUACCAGAAGACAGCUUGCAGAAGAGAGUGAAGGAGAUUGUACAUAAAGCUUUUUGGGAUUGCUUAAGUGUCCAGCUAAGUGAAGACCCCCCAACAUAUGACCAUGCUAUCAAACUUUUAGGAGAAAUCAAAGAGACUCUGUUAUCUUUCUUGCUGCCUGGUCACACUAGACUGAGAAACCAGAUAAUAGAAGUCUUGGAUCUGGAUCUGAUAAAGCAAGAAGCAGAGAAUGGGGCCCUGGAUAUUUCCAAGCUGGCAGAAUUCAUUACUGGCAUGAUGGGGACACUGUGUGCACCUGCUCGAGAUGAGGAAGUUAAGAAACUAAAGGACAUUAAGGAAAUAGUGCCCCUUUUCAGGGCAAUUUUUUCUGUGUUGGACCUAAUGAAGGUGGACAUGGCAAACUUUGCUGUCAGUAGCAUCAGACCUCAUCUCAUGCAGCAGUCAGUUGAAUAUGAAAGGAAGAAGUUUCAAGAACUUUUGGAGAAGCAACCAAAUUCCUUGGACUUUGUCACCCAGUGGCUAGAAGAAGCCUCAGGUGACCUUAUGAAUCAGAAGUAUAAACAUGCCCUGCCAGCUGGGGGAGGAGCUGCUGGCUGUGGGGACGCUCCCAGGCUGAGUCCUGUUGCUGUCCAGAAUUACGCAUACCUGAAGCUUCUGAAAUGGGACCACCUCCAGAGACCUUUCCCUGAAACGGUUUUGAUGGACCAGUCCCGCUUCCAAGAGCUACAGCUACAGCUGGAGCAACUGACCAUCCUGGGGGCCGUGUUGCUGGUCACAUUCAGCAUGGCAGCCCCUGGAAUUUCCAGCCAUGCCAACUUUGCCGAGAAACUCAAGAUGAUUGUGAAGAUUUUGCUUACAGAUAUGCAUCUGCCCUCCUUCCAUCUGAAGGAAGCCCUGACUGCUGUUGGGGAGAAGGUGUGCCUGGAGGUGAGCAGCUGCCUCUCCCUGUGUGGGUCCUGCCCCCUCACCACGGACAAGGAAACCGUGCUCAAGGGCCAGAUCCAGGCCAUCGCCAGUGCCGACGACCCCAUCCGCAGGAUCAUGGAAUCUCGAAUCCUGACCUUCUUAGAAACCUACCUUGCCUCGGGUCAUCAGAAGCCAUUGCCCACAGUACCUGGGGGAUUGGGUCCAGUUCAGAGAGAGCUGGAGGAAGUUGCUAUUAAAUUUGUUCGCCUGGUCAACUAUAACAAGAUGGUCUUCUGUCCCUAUUAUGAUGCAAUCCUCAGUAAGAUCCUCAUUGUAUCCUAACUUGUAUGCACCCUACCGCAGCAGUAUUAUUCACUCGCCUCAGAAUACCUGUUCUGAACUAUAAUGUUGCUUUGGAAAAUGGCUAUGUAGUACAUUUCUAUUUAACAGCACUGAUUCCAAAGGGAAGAAUAUUGUGUAUCACAGUUGAAAAGAGUUGUUGAAAAAUGCACUGAAUUCUAUUUUGAGAGAUUGUAUUUAUGAGUGAGUACAAGUUUACAAAUCAAAGAAGCUUUUUGUUCUCUUGAGUUUUAUAGGUUACACUCAGCUUUUAAAUAUUUGACUGCCAGUGUCUCCAGUCGUACUCCAUCAUGACUGUAGCAGCUGUGUCCUUCCAAGGAGGCUGGGACCUCUCUCCUUUGCAAUCUGGGUAGUUCUUUCAGAUACCCCAGGCUGACCGCCACCCAGGAGUGAAAGAGACCAAGCCAUGACUUCACCUCUUGCCCCUCCUUUGCACAGCGCCCCCACUUCUCCCUCCAGGUAUUUUGUGUUAGAAGGGCUACAUGAAGUCUUACUGAUAUUUUUUUUUCCCUUUUCCCUAUUUAUUACUUCCUCCCUGCCUGGCACAGCCAGGGCGAAGGGUUAUUUGAUUUUAAAAACUUGUUCUUUUAUAGAAAAUUGCUCCUGACCCUGGGGUGAUGACUUAUGAGAUCUAGAGAAUGGAAAUUCUUUGACUUUCAAGCCUUGGAAGUUGAGGAAAUUUUCAAAAAAUAGUUUAAUGUGAAAGAAGAGCAAUAUCUGGGGUUUUUACUGAAAAAUUCAGUCUAAUAGAAUACACAGAUAUGUUAAUUAAAUUAGAAUUCUGGAAUUAGAUUUAAGUGUUUUACGAUAAAAUAGUUUACUGAUCUCUGAGAUAAGGAAGUCACAGAAAAUCCCUGGGUUUUGAACAGUAUUUUUCAAGGAACUUCAGUGACUAGAAUUCCUGACAUGUCCUCAGUGAGAGAUUGUAUAAUCUCUCAUUGAGAGUAAUUUGGGUCUCACAGCUGAUCUGUUAAAAAAAAAAUGUGUGUGUAUUUUAGACAGGGACAUUAUAUUUGAAGCAGAGCCAUGAAGUUGGAAUAAUCUCCAACUACCAGAACAGCAAGGGGUGAAAUAAUGUAAGGCUGCAGUCCCUAACCUUUUUGGCCCCGGGGACUGGUUUCAUGGAAGACAAUUUUUCCACAGACUGGGGGUAGGCGGUAGGCCGCGCCUGUGUGGCCCAGUUUCUAACAGGCCACAGACCCCAGGGAUUGGGGACCACAGAUGUAAGGAACUCCUUUAUUGAAGCUGGGGGGGGGUGCAGAUAGGGUUUGAAGGGUUAAAGGGGAGCAUUUGCUCUAGGCCGUCUAGUGGUACAGGCUUCAUGAGAGUGAGUGGUUACAUUGGGUGGAUAUGAUUUCUCCAAAUACUACAAACUGUGCUCUACUGCUGUGUGUUACUUGCAGUCAGAAAUGUAUGUUGCAUUAUACGGUCAGGGUCAUUAAUGUUUAGACUCAAGGACAAAUUUUCCCUGGCUUCUUUAUAAGGAUAAAGUUUAGUAAAUAAAACAUAAAAGCAAUCCAGUAGUAUCAGCACAUAAAGACUUUUGGACAAUAAGCUCAAAGAAACAUGGAAGCCAUUCCAGAAAGGCCCCUGAAGGUCAGCAGCUAUUCCUGAGCAACCCGGGGAAAAGGCCACAUUUAAUGGGAAGCAGUUGUUUUUUUUCUGAUCCCUCUGUGUAAGGAAAGCUGGCAAUUUAAGAAAAACUUAAGAAGCAGUUGGGUUGUCCUUUAGAGGGUAGGUAUGACAACAUUCCUGAUGCAGGGAGGAAAGCAGAUACUCCGGGAGAAGGAUAUCAGACUAAGUAGUAUCAGAAUAAAUUUAGUUUGUGUUGUUUUUGAGAUUGUGGAUGGUCCCAGGGUUUAUACAAAGGAUGUGGGUCUGGCCAUAGGAACUCAGGUGGAAAUGACAUGUAAGCAGAUGAGCACUGAUGAUAUGGUAGGAAAA
Molecule: messenger RNA, 3867 nt
Organism: Microcebus murinus (gray mouse lemur)
Lineage: Eukaryota; Metazoa; Chordata; Mammalia; Primates; Cheirogaleidae
Gene: TCP11L1
Product: t-complex 11 like 1
Biological process (GO): signal transduction
Source: RefSeq, a predicted model, not a curated record